CGGAAGUCGACUGCAGGACGGGCCGGGCCGGGCCGAGCGGGUCCGAUCCACCCUCACCCUCAAGGCGCCCAUUUAGGUAUUCGGAGCCGACGGUCGAUUCGCCUCCGGUCUGUGAUCCUGAUCCGCCGCCACCGCCAAGGCAUCUGCCAUCCAUAAAUUCAAGACAAGAUUAUUGAUCAGGAGGUGGGGGCGGCGCCAUGUCCAGUUCCAGUAAGCGGCGAGGCGUCGUAGGCCAGGACGACGAGCCGAGGCCAAGCCGCCGUCGACACGCCGCCGGCCGCCGUAAGCUCCUGUACCUGGUGCUGGAUGACUGGAAGAAUGGCUUCAGUAUCUACAAGAUUGAUCCCGACGCUUUGGUGGAUGAGGGGCAGGGGCAGGGGCACCUCCCCGAGCCCCCAGUGGUGCGGCUAGAGUCACCGAUGGGCUCCGUACACCAUGACCGUGUGUUCUUCUCCGCGCUAGGCACCAAGAUGUUGGUUUUCAUGAACCACCGCUGCGCCGUCGUGUACGACACCGAGACGGCGGCGGUGUCCGUGGGCCCCCACGCCCCUGCUCGGAUGCUGUGCGGCUCCGGCGUCACCGUGCCUGCCGGCGGCAUGGUCUAUGCAUUGUCGCAUCGCUACUUCGACAAGGAGGAUCCGCACGCGUUCCAUCUGAUGAUGCAGCAGCAGGGCAAGGGCGGCGGCUGGUCCUGGAAGACCCUGCCGGAACCACCACCGGCGUUGACCAUCCGUCAGAUUGUCAUCUCCCACGCGCGCGCUGCACCCUGACGGAUGCACCAUCUUCAUGACCACG
Sorghum bicolor (sorghum) is the source of this 795-nucleotide messenger RNA. RefSeq lists its product as uncharacterized. The record is from RefSeq and is a predicted model, not a curated record. Lineage: Eukaryota; Viridiplantae; Streptophyta; Magnoliopsida; Poales; Poaceae. The transcript is spliced from 2 exons. Bases 198 to 770 code for a protein of 190 amino acids.